Castor canadensis (American beaver) is the source of this 766-nucleotide messenger RNA. The record is from RefSeq and is a predicted model, not a curated record. Lineage: Eukaryota; Metazoa; Chordata; Mammalia; Rodentia; Castoridae.
AAUAUUGUUUCAUUUGUGGUUGGACCAUUUCCUCCUGUCAGCUUCUCAUGAAUUGUUAAUUCCCUUCCACAAGGCAUUAGAUGAACCGACGUCAGGGAACCUGCCUGAGUCUCAGCCUCUUCCUUCCCUGGACCUUGAUGAACUUGAGUCAAGUAUAGAGGACACCAUAGUUGACCUUGGAUAUCAUGAGAUCCCAGAAGACCCACUUGUGGCUGAAGAGUAUUAUGCUGAUGUAUUUGAUUCCUGUUCUGAAGAGAGUGAGGAACAGGAAGAAGAAGUAGCGUUCUUAGGACCAGAGGAAGAGGACAAGGAUGAGGGACCCUGUCUUCCUCACAGAACAAACCAACAGGACAGCGAUCUUGAAGCAUUGGUCAGGUGUUUGGAAAACGUCAUGGAUUGUACCUCUCUAGACACAAGGACCAGUAUGGCUGCAGACAUGUCCCCAGGACCAACAGUUUUCAACAGUGCAAUGGCCAGAACCAAGGUGAAACACAUGCGAGAAUUGGCCGUGCAGAAGCUGGGAGCAGAAGUAUUUGAGGAGGUCUAUAAUUACCUCAAGAGAGCAAGGCAUCAGAAUGCCAGUGAGACAGAGAUCCAGGAGGGUCUUGAAAAAGUUGUACCGCGGGCCAGUGACUGCUUUGAAGUUGACCAGCUCCUCUACUUUGAGGAGCAGUUACUAAUCACAAUGGGGAAAGAGCCCCUCUCCAGAACCAUCACUCAGGAGCUGUUAAAACAAGCAGAAGUUGAAGGGGACAAAUUCCUGUGA